AUUAAGCAGGGCUGUUUUCUCUGUAACAGUACGCGAGUGCACGAGCUCUAAUGUCACAAAGAUAAAAAAUGAGGGAGGAUGUAUAUGAGGUCCCCGAGGGGACGGAGUAUCGUUAUCUAGUGCAGGACGAAGAAGAGGAACAGAUACAGUACAUCCGUUGCCUCUAUGUCAGUCCAUUCCUGGUGGUGUCGCGCCGGUGCAUGUUCCUCAUCAGCUGCGGCGUGAUCGCUCUCCUCUCUCGCGCGGGAUGUCUGGCCUACGUGGCUGAGACUCCGCCUCCAGGAGUGGCAGAGGUGGAGACCGAGUGUGGUUGGCUGCGUGGGAGCUGGAAAGGUGGAGCUUAUUCUUUCAAAGGCAUUCCAUAUGCAGUACCACCUGUGGGUGAACGUCGCUGGCGACCCCCGGCGGAAAUAGUGGAGGCGGGACAGUGUUGGCAGGGCGUGUACGACGCUACUCGAUUCCGUAGCAUCUGUGCGCAGGUGCAGCCCCUCCGAAAAGACGGGCAGGUCAUGGGACAGGAGGACUGUCUGCAUCUCAACGUGUGGACGCCGAGUCUACAGCCCGCCAAACCACUGCCCGUCAUGGUGUGGAUCCACGGAGGGUACCUCCACAUGCUGAGCGGCCAGGAGAGAGGAUACUCGCCCACCGUAGAGCUGGCGGCCCGUACGCAGAUGGUGUACGUCAGCCUGAAUUACAGGCUCAAUGCUUUCGGCUUCAUGACCCUGGAGGUGCUCAGGGAAGGUUCUCCCACCAACUCCUCAGGGAAUUAUGGCUUCAUGGACCAGAUCCAAGCACUUCAGUGGGUCCAGAGAAAUAUCCAUAACUUCGGUGGUGAUGCUGGAAGGGUUACCAUAUUUGGUCAAAGCUCAGGAGGAACUUCGGUUUGGACCUUGAUGAUGUCUCCACUAGCCAAGGGACUCUUUCAUCGCGCGAUUGACAUGAGUGGCUCGUAUGUGUAUAAUGCUUCCCUGGAGUCAGCAGAAAAAGACAACUUAGAAUUCCUGAGGAGAACUGGCUGCAAGAACGCCAUCUGCCUGAGAGGACUACAUAUCGCUCAAGUUCUUCAGGCAAUCCCGUGGCAGCAGUACCCAGCAUGGGCAGCCGAUGAAUUAACCGAUCUUCCAGUCAAAGGUGUUUUUCUUGGCCCGGUUGCAGUAGUUGACAACUAUGUUCUCAAAGCUCCUCCGUUCAAAACCUGGGAGAAGGGUGGAGCUGGAGCCUAUAAUGACAUCCCAUUUAUGGUUGGAACAACUGAACAGGAGACUGAUUUUAGUCCUCCAUAUGAAAACAUCUCAGCAUGGACUUGGGGAGACUAUCGGUGGAUUGUGACAAACAAACUGACCCCUUUCGGAGAGGCCCUGACCAAUCAGGCGCUGAGGCUGUACAAUAGCUCGGCUCUGUGUCCAACCUCUGACCGAUGCCCAGAGAGACUCUUCACCACCAUGGUCUCUGACAUGAGGGCCACCUGCCCCAGGAACGACCUGGCUAAGAGAGCUGCAGGAGCCUUAAAGAGUCCAGUGUACCGUUAUCUGGUGACUUACACUCCAUCAAAACAGGCAAACGCCUCCAGCUGGCUUCCCUUCCCCAGUCGCUUUGCCUUUCAUCUUCUAGACAGCCUGGCCUUCUUCGGGGGUCUUGAAAUGGUGCUGGGGACCCUGUCACUGGCUGAUAUCAGCUUCCAGGAAAUUAUCACCAAGUAUUUUGUACAUUUUGCCAAAGAGGGUAGGAUGCCAGAGGAGUGGCUGGAGUUCCCCUCACGUGUCGCCCUGCUGGACAAGAACAUUUCUUUCGUAACAAGCUACUCCCGCGAGAGGUGUGACCUGUGGGAGGAGAACGGCUUCUACUCGUACGCCUGGAUCAACUGAGCCACAUCACUGGUUGUAUCUAUCCAUCCACUGCAUUUUCACCCGAGCUUUAUUGCGUGAUUAUACAGUACUGAUAUUUU
Messenger RNA from Sinocyclocheilus anshuiensis, 1945 nucleotides. RefSeq names its product para-nitrobenzyl esterase-like. The record is from RefSeq and is a predicted model, not a curated record. The coding region runs from base 69 to 1865 and encodes 598 amino acids. Lineage: Eukaryota; Metazoa; Chordata; Actinopteri; Cypriniformes; Cyprinidae. The transcript is spliced from 9 exons.